AUGAAGCUAGCCAUUUUGUUGGUAGCCGCGGCAGCAGUGUUCAGUAAUGGCGCUGUCAUAGAGCGACCCCAGUCGGUGGAAGUGGAAGCCGCUCCACGGACAACGCUCGACGAAGCGCUGGCCCAGCUGCUGGAAAACAUCCGUCAGUUGCUGCGCACCGGUGACCCAGCGCGUGGCAUUCCGGUGAUGGCUCCGCUGCGAACUGAUCGCUUUGAUUUGGAUCUCGCUCUGGGUGGACUGCUUGAUUUCACGGCGAUCCUGCGCAACCUCUUCGUCGACGGCUUGGACCGGUUCCAGGGAACCCUCACGCUGAAUGUGAUGCUGAUGCAAUUUACGUACGAUUUCGUCUUCCCGGAUAUCGUCGCCAAUGGGAACUACGACGCCGACGGACGACUGUUCGGUUUGAUUCCCGUGUUCGGCGUCGGAAACUUUGCCGUCGCCCCGCGUAAUUUGCGCAUCCAAGGUACGGCCCUGAUACGUCAGCAACCCAGCGGCUAUCUGGAGAUGCCCGAGCUGAGGGCGAACGUUCGGCUGGACUCGCUGACGAACAACAUCGAUGGAAUGCUGCUGGGCGGUGAACUGUCCCUUCUGCUCAACGCCGUCAUCCAGGAUAUUGUGCCCUCGGUGCUGGUGAACUUUGCCCCGCUGGUAACGAAUAUUAUCGAACGGGUCGGAAUCCCCAUUGCCGAUUCCAUCCUGAACACGAUGACCCUGGACGAUCUGUUCGAUUUGAUCCCGCUGAAGGACCAG
Messenger RNA from Anopheles cruzii, 750 nucleotides. RefSeq lists its product as uncharacterized. The record is from RefSeq and is a predicted model, not a curated record. The transcript has 3 exons. NCBI's taxonomy places the organism in Eukaryota, Metazoa, Arthropoda, Insecta, Diptera, Culicidae. The annotation marks the transcript as partial.